This is a messenger RNA of Phodopus roborovskii (desert hamster), 1096 nucleotides long. RefSeq names its product dnaJ homolog subfamily B member 3. Gene Ontology annotation, molecular function: Hsp70 protein binding; ATPase activator activity. The record is from RefSeq and is a predicted model, not a curated record. Gene Ontology annotation, biological process: positive regulation of proteasomal ubiquitin-dependent protein catabolic process; protein refolding. Bases 85 to 804 code for a protein of 239 amino acids. NCBI's taxonomy places the organism in Eukaryota, Metazoa, Chordata, Mammalia, Rodentia, Cricetidae. The transcript has a single exon. Gene Ontology annotation, cellular component: endoplasmic reticulum membrane; cytosol.
GGGCGUGCGGCGCCGGCUGGUAGGCGGGCGUUCAGCAGCCGCCAGCCGCGCUGCAGCGCCGAGGCCGCGGGCCGGCCAGCCGCCAUGGUGGACUACUACGAGGUGCUGGGCGUGCCGCGGCAGGCCUCGGCUGAGGCCAUCCGCAAGGCGUACCGCAAGCUGGCGCUCAAGUGGCACCCGGACAAGAACCCCGAGCACAAAGAGGAGGCAGAGAGGCGGUUCAAGCAGGUGGCGCAGGCCUACGAGGUCCUAUCUGACGCCCGUAAGCGCGAGGUGUACGACCGCUGCGGCGAGGUGGGCGAGGUGGGCGGCGGCGGCGCGGCCGGCAGCCCGUUCCACGACGCCUUCCAGUAUGUCUUCUCCUUCCGAGACCCCGCCGAGGUCUUCAGGGAGUUCUUCGGGGGCCGCGACCCCUUCUCAUUCGACUUCUUCGGAGACCCGUUUGAGAACUUCUUUGGGGAGCGGAGGAGCUCCCGGGGAAGCAGAAGCCGAGUACCCUUCUCUGCCUCCUUCACCGACUUCCCAGCUUUUGGGGGCGGUUUUGCUUCGUUAGAUACCGGAUUCACAUCCUUCGGUUCCCCGGGAAACUCAGGCCUUUCUUCUUUCUCUAUGUCCUGUGGCGGUGGGGCGGCAGGCAACUUCAAGUCGGUGUCAACCUCUACCGAAAUAGUCAAUGGCAAAAAAAUCACCACCAAGAGAAUCGUUGAGAAUGGACAAGAAAGGGUGGAAGUGGAAGAAGAUGGAGAGUUAAAGUCCCUGAUAAUUAAUGGCAAAGAGCAGUUGCUUCGCAUCGAUACUCAGUAAAGACAUGUGUUUUAAGGACGAUCAGGACUUUUUUUGUUUUGUUUUGUUUUUUGUUGUUGUUGUUGUUUUGUUUUUUUGGGUUUUUUGUUUGUUUGUUUUGUUUUCGUUUAAAAGCGUUUCCAAGGGAACUCUACUUUCAGAACAACUGUAUUCAAGACAUUAUAUACAGCUGAUGCCGGUGCCUCUUGUUGUUGGGACUUCAGGGAUAGGAUCUCUCUUGGUCUUUAUGCCUGUUGUAAAUAUGUGUAUGCCUUUGGCACUCAUUAAACUUAAUCCUGAGGCAGACCACCAU